AGAUGAGCUCAGCGCGCGCCGGGGGGCAGGUAACGUCAGCAGUCGGCCGGAGCAGGGAGAGACUGCACAUACACACCCACCAAGUGUUUAUCGCCGCUUAAUCACACCGCCUCACAUUAAUAAUGGGCAGCUAAUCAGCUCCGUGUGACUCAGCGCCGCUUCUUUAAUUCCGAUCCUUGAAUGCAUCCCGCGCCCCCCGCUUGGCUUGAAAUGGGAUGAUAUGGGAUUUUUCAUGUCGACGAAGAUCGGAGGGAUUCUUGCGUUUGCCUUGGUAUUCCUCUCCCUGACAGCAUCAGGAGACCCUGCAGAUGUGAGGUGUGAGAACAUUUAUAAGGACUUUUCCGACUGUGUUCUGGAGCUGGGAGAGAGCAUGGACAACUACCAGGAGAACGUGACCAGUGAGAAGGGAGUGGCGGCCGUGUGCAGCCACUGGGAAGCUUUCCACACAUGUGCCCUCACGGCGCUGUCUGACUGUCAGGAGGAAGUCAGCUCCAUCUGGGAGACUCUGAGGCAGGACUCCAGGAAGAUGCGUUUCCAGGGAAGUCUGUUCGACCUGUGCAGCCCCAGCUCCUCUCCCAGCUUAAGUUCGCCUCUUGCCGCCCUUUUCCUGCCACUGAUGGGAAUGCUGGUCAUGACUGGACCCGACUGGUCCUCUGUAUAGAUGGGGGUGGGAGUUGAGACGGUGAGGGUGGGCGGGAAGGGCCUCCAAUUCCUCUGGGUUCAGUCUGCCCGAGUACCAACUUAAAGCCAAGGAUUUAAGAGCGACAAAUGUUUUAAUAAGGAUUAUUUUGACACAGAGCCAUGGAUGUCUGUGGCAAGCCAAUCAAUAUUUGCUGCGAUGAAUAAUGCUUGAAAUCUUCUCAAAUUCUUCAGCUUGAUCCUCCCUUAUGUCUUCGAACUGAUAGAGUUAUAAAGAAAACUCCAUUUGUGCCAACUAAUCAAUCCAGGCAAAUUAAAGCAAACACUGCAAAGUAAAUGAGAGAUUUCAGACACAAGUCUGAUCGGAACAGUCUACGGUCAGACAGCCGUGGCUCUGGGUUACCAAUAUACAAGCCGUGGACGAAAUAUCAAGAACACCUGUACAAUCCAAUGCAGUCCAAUACAAGAGCACUGCAAUAAAUUCUAUAGCCAAAACCACAGUUUUUGUAGAUUCAACUCUGAGGUUAUUUUAAAGCAGUAUUUGUGGAGUUAGCAAGGUGCAAGUGUUUUUGUGUUCACUCGCUGUAGCUUGUAUUGUCGUGUAUGGUUUCAGUUAGAGGAUUAGUUCAACAUUUUGGGAGUUAUUUGAGGAGAUCUAUACCACUCUCAUGUCUGUACGAUGCUGUCAGCAGCCUUGUAGCUCAGCAAGAAAUGGUUCGCCACACGUCUCCCCAACAACUGACAACUUGUCUCUGCAUUUUUGUCAAAUUAAUGAGAUAUAAAUUGUUACAGAGUGGGCUUUAUUGUUGCUGGUAGGCAGAUUUUGUCAAGUUGUUUCACCAGUCUCCUUGUAUUUUAGCGAAGCUAAGCUAAUCGGCUCCUGUGUGAAGCUUUAAAGUUAGUGUAUGGACAUGAGAGCGGGAUCGAUUGUCACAUCUACUUCUCUGCAAGAAAGCAAAUACUGGUAAGCACAUUUCUAGAAAAAAAAUCAAAUUAUUUAUUUUAACCAUGCG
This is a messenger RNA of Scatophagus argus, 1652 nucleotides long. RefSeq names its product neuritin-like. The record is from RefSeq and is a predicted model, not a curated record. NCBI's taxonomy places the organism in Eukaryota, Metazoa, Chordata, Actinopteri, Scatophagidae. The coding region runs from base 221 to 661 and encodes 146 amino acids. Gene Ontology annotation, cellular component: plasma membrane. Gene Ontology annotation, biological process: nervous system development; neuron projection extension. The transcript is spliced from 3 exons.